CCCUCUUACAAAUACCACCACCAUGGCGCCGCCCUGUUCGCCGUUCGAGCCAGCAAGCUAGCAGCGAGAGGGAAGCCAGGCGAGCGCGCGCGCCCAGAAACACAAGGAAGUGGUUAUCAUGUUGCCUUUACAAGAUGCUGAUCAGAUCGGCGCUAACAAACUCUAAGAAAUUUCUUAAAUAAAACAUGGGUCCAAGCAAAUCCUAAAAUAAUAGCAGCAGUACAACUCAGAGACACUCUCUUCUGGAGUUCCAAAGGACACUAACCACUCAAAAGUUGUGGCGUACAAAGAAUCAAAUUUCUCGAACCCACUUGUUCUAAACAGGAGUUGGAUUCUGCCAUUAGCCCUCUGGUAAGUGAUACCAUGGAUGUGUCUGAUGAUAAGUGUGUUCAUCCAUCGCACCUACCUAGCGCUGUUCAUGUCAUGGAAACUGACAACGGCAGCUCUGAACCACUGGAGUAUGCUGAAGACCUUGAAAAUGAAUGUUCUUCGGCCAUCCAUCACACGGAGCAGACCGAUGAUGAGCUUGCUGGAGAUGAAGACUCUCUUGUUAAUGUUGAAAAUAGUGCUGUUAAACACGAGAAUCAAGAAAAGUUUCCAAUGGCAGAAACAAUGAUGAGUGAUUGCACCUCAAUCACAUCUAUGGAAGAUGCCCUGGAGCCAAAGAAUGAUCUUCCAUCAGAGAAUGAAGAUAUUAGCAUUCACACUCCUUCCAAUGACAAGUCUUCCAAUGUAAAUGGAGAUGUAUUCCAAAGCGCAAAGAGUGUGAAGAGAACUUCAUCUGCAACUACAAGGAAGCCACUACAAUCUACUAAUAGAAGUAACCAGGAUGAUGGGAACGCUUCUACUUUCACUAACCCGAAAUCAUCAAUUGGAAAGACCACAGUUCCAGCAGGCCCAGUUUUCCGAUGCACCGAACGCGCCGAGAAGCGCAGAGAAUUUUAUCUGAAGCUGGAGGAGAAACACCAAGCUAUGGAGGAAGAGAAGAUUCAGCUGGAAGCUAGGCUGAAGAAAGAACAAGAGGAGGCUCUGAAGCUGCUCCGGAAGAGCCUGACCUUCAAAGCCAGCCCCAUGCCGAGCUUCUACCACGAGGCGCCAUCCCCCAAGGCUGAAUACAAGAAGCUGCCCACGACCCGCCCGAAGUCGCCGAAGCUGGGGCGGAGGAAGACCUCCAUGGAGACGUCGAAUUCCUCGUCGGAGAGCGAGGGCACGAGGCCAUGCUGCCGCGCAAACCGUGACGGCAUCGACAGCACCUGCAGGUGCAGCGGCAGCAGAAGCAAGGUGCAGGCCGCGAACGCCAAGCCGGCCGCGCCCAAGAAGCAGCAGCCGAAGCACCGCGCGCACAAGUUGUCCGACGAGAGCGCCAUCAACAUCGCAGUGCACUAGCUGCUGCUGCUGCUGCUGCUUCUGAAACUGCUUGCUCGUUUCUUCUGGCUCCAAGACGACGGAAUCAGGCAAUGGCGUCAGAAUUUUUCUUCUAAGUUAUUUAUUUACUGUUAAGAUGUGAAAAUGGCCUGUACUCUUGUCCUUGUACUGAGCUGUUUGUUUCUGAAGUCAUGGGGCGUGGUGAUCUUACAUUUGAAUCCUGGAUGUAACUUAUGCAACAAACUGAGGGCGUUGUUGGUGGUGGUGACAAGGGACUAUUUAUCUGAUUUAUGCUCACUGCACUUUGAAAUUUUA
Phragmites australis (common reed) is the source of this 1680-nucleotide messenger RNA. Its product is annotated as protein WVD2-like 1. Gene Ontology annotation, biological process: microtubule cytoskeleton organization. NCBI's taxonomy places the organism in Eukaryota, Viridiplantae, Streptophyta, Magnoliopsida, Poales, Poaceae. The record is from RefSeq and is a predicted model, not a curated record. Gene Ontology annotation, molecular function: microtubule binding. The transcript is spliced from 9 exons. The coding region runs from base 364 to 1386 and encodes 340 amino acids.